AUCGCGCACUUCCGGGUGUCACGCGCCAGCGGAGCAACUGCCAUUGAAAUGCAUCUCAAUCUCUCCAUAUAUUAUAGAAGGCGAGAGGAAAUCUGGCGUAACGUUUCCAGGUGUAGAAAGUGAACAGUGUGAGUGACACUAUUGUAAAGAUGGAGUUUAUUAAAGAGGAGAGUGAAGACACGAGUGAUGCAGAAACAUGCAGAAUGAAUGAUGAAGAAACUGAGGAACAGAGAGACAUGAUGGAAGUGAAAGUGGAGUGUGAAGAACUGAAUGUAGUGGAGGAGGAUCAUCAGUAUCAGAGACCUCAGAAGGUCAUAACGGGAGAAAAGCCAUCGCAGUCCGAAAGCGAUUUCUCCCAGAAAAGAACAGGAGCCAAAAAAGCACCAUUCAUUUGCCCUCAGUGUGGGAAGUGUUUCACACUCAAAGUGAAUCUCAAAAGCCACAUCAAAAUUCACACCGGAGAGCGUGAUUUCACCUGUCUGCAGUGCGGCAGCAGCUUCUUCAAAAACGCAGAUCUGAAGAGACACCUGCAAACACACACCGGAGAGAAGCUGUUCAGCUGCCCUCACUGCGGGAAGAGCUUCACACGCAAAGAGAGCCUGGAGAAUCACAUCCGGAUCCACACCGGAGAGAAGCCUUUCACCUGCCUGCUGUGCGCCAAGAGCUUCAUACGCAAAGGACACUUUAAGAACCACAUGCGCAUUCACUCCGGAGAGCGUCCGUUCACGUGUCACGAGUGUGGGAAGAGCUUCACGCAGGCCACCAUCCUCAAAAACCACCAGCACUCGCACUCGGGAGAGAGACCGUUCAGCUGCGGCCAGUGCGGUAAAAGCUUCAUCUCAGCGAAGCACCUGAAGAUCCACCAGAAAAUUCACCAGAAGCUUUUCUUGUGCUCUUUCUGUGGAAAGAUGUUCUCGCAGCUGGGCUACCUGAAAGAGCACCAGAAAAUACACAGCGGCGAGAAAGCUCACAUGUGCUCGGUGUGCGGGAACAGCUUCUCUAGAGCCAAAUAUCUGAAAGAGCAUCAGAAGGUCCAUACGGGAGAGAAACCCUACAAGUGCUCACAUUGUGACAAGAGCUUCAGUCAGUCAGGGAACCUGAAAAUACACGAGAGAGUUCACACUGGAGAGAAGCCGCACCGCUGCCCGCCAUGUGGAAGGAGUUUCGUCACAUCCAGCGCUCUGCUGUCUCAUCGAAGGAAAUGUCGCCAAAAGUUGUCGUAGAGAGCAAGAGUCAAUAGUGUGAAAUUCAGAUGAACUGAAGUGUCAUUGUGCAAGAUCAUUUGCUUCUACAUCUUUGUGCACAGCUACAUUAAACAUGUUAACUGUGUGCAGUGGCAUUCGUUUACAUCCACAUAUUUAUAUGCGAACUUUGGAAUAUUGCAAUAAAAAGUGUUGUAUGGAAAUGCCAAGAUGCACAUAAAUUCUAAAAAUGUGCAUAAAAAACAUAUGAACUCAACUGAGGCGGAUAAUUGUUUUAUCCGAUGAGAAGACUAUGAUGGAAGCUACGAUGGAAACGUCUCGGUUACAAAGGUAACCCUCGUUCCCAUUCAGUCUGUCACGUUCGACGUAUGUCGGACAGACCGA
Messenger RNA from Megalobrama amblycephala (Wuchang bream), 1586 nucleotides. Its product is annotated as gastrula zinc finger protein XlCGF8.2DB-like. The transcript has 3 exons. Bases 150 to 1223 code for a protein of 357 amino acids. NCBI's taxonomy places the organism in Eukaryota, Metazoa, Chordata, Actinopteri, Cypriniformes, Xenocyprididae. Gene Ontology annotation, cellular component: nucleus. The record is from RefSeq and is a predicted model, not a curated record.